AUGGCGUUGGUCGCGUACUCAGACUCCGAAGACUCAGAAGACGAGAAAGCCCUGCCGCAACAAAAGGCUGAGACGUCUUUGAACAAGACUGCGAGCACUACGAACUCAACCUUCACUAUCGACAAGGCAAAUCCCAGAAAGAUUCAAGUCAAGCUACAAGAUACGCCCACAAACGGCAAUACUGAUGGAGAGCCUCCUGCGAAACGACCUCGAAUCGGUGGCGGUGCAGGGACAUUCAGCGGUUUCAAUGCGAUGCUUCCUGCGCCCAAACGAGAUGUCGACGCCAAAGCCCCCCCGAAGCCUGCAACGAGGAAAGUCUUCAGCCUGAAGACGGGUGCUGAGCCUGGUUUCAGCAGGGAGGCAGAUGACGAGUUGCGCAGUUUAUUUGCAGAGCAAGAGCAGCAAAGGCAUACUACAAAUCCUGACACGGAUGAGACCAUACCCUCAAUCCCGAAACACACAGCUCCUGCGACGGACGUGCCGAAGGAAAAACAAAUACAAGGAAAUCCCUUCAUGUUCAAACCACUCUCGGUGGCGAGAAACAAUAAGAAACCAAAACGGAAAGUCGACGGCCCGAAAUCGAGCAUCACGCCAGGGCAGGAUGCGGCCACAGCUCCUGUCUCGAGGGAUAUGUCUGCAACAUCCAUAGUAGCCGAGCCUGUUCCUCCCCCGAAGAAAGUCAGUCUAUUCUCCAUGGGCGGAGAGACAACGACGGUGCUACAAACCCAGGGUCAACAAGAUGAGGAUGAAAUAAUUGAGGUCCUGGACGAUGAUGUCGACGAGACCAUGCCGCCAGUGUCAUCGGAGGCCCAUGCGGACGGAUCGGCUAGUUCUCAAGCUCAAUCACUCGACUCCAUCGCGGCCGACCUGAACCUCUCAAAAGCAGACCGGCGGCAGCUGUUUGGGCGCCGUGGCCACCCAAGUGGCACUGCCGUCAACGUGGUCAACUUCAACACGGAUCAAGAAUAUGCGGCGAACGAAAUGCUACGCGCAAGCGGCGAGCAAGUGCAGCACAAUCCAGUCCGCGCCAUUGCCCCGGGCAAACAUAGCUUGAAACAGCUCGUGAAUGCCGCUACUGGGCAGAAAGAGGCACUCGAAGAGAGCUUUGCAACAGGCCGAAGGAAUAAAAAGGAAGCAGGAAGCAAGUAUGGAUGGUGA
Molecule: messenger RNA, 1158 nt
Organism: Fonsecaea erecta
Lineage: Eukaryota; Fungi; Ascomycota; Eurotiomycetes; Chaetothyriales; Herpotrichiellaceae
Exons: 1
Coding region: 1-1158 (385 amino acids)
Cellular component (GO): nucleus
Source: RefSeq, a predicted model, not a curated record